AUGAGCCUCGACCAUUGCCGAGCACCUUCUGAAUCAAGCGCACCCAGGAUCUUCACGGAAGACAUGAGCAUGCUUCGUGAAGCAAACGCUAAGGCUGGGUCUGAGCUCGGAGCCUUAAUGAUGAUGCCCCAGUCGUUGGAUUAUGUCAAGCCUCGUGAAGCCGACGCUAAGGCCGAGCCCAAGCCAGAAAUUAUACAGAUGAUGUCCGAGUCACUGGACUACGUCAAGCCUCGUGAGGCGGACGCUGAGGCCGACCUCGAGCCAGGAAGUAUACAGAUGAUGUCCGAGUCACUGGACUACGUCAAGUGUGAGCCUCGGUGA
Molecule: messenger RNA, 321 nt
Organism: Letharia columbiana
Lineage: Eukaryota; Fungi; Ascomycota; Lecanoromycetes; Lecanorales; Parmeliaceae
Exons: 2
Coding region: 1-321 (106 amino acids)
Source: RefSeq, a predicted model, not a curated record